AUGCCCUCAGACGGUAGCGAAAGCCGGCUCUCGAACACGCCUUUUGGCGAGGAGCAGAAGAAGCUUAUGACACUCGUUAAUGAUCUGUCGUCCAUGGGCGCACAAGCUGAGCUCGACCUGCCCAGUAUAGCAGUGAUUGGCAACCAGAGCGCAGGAAAAUCUAGCAUUGUCGAAUCCAUCUCAGCCAUCAAAGUUCCUCGUGACGCCGGCACCUGCACGCGCACUCCCUGUGUGAUUCGUCUGAAGUCCUCCGCUGAGCCGUGGUCUUGCCGGAUCAGCCUGCGUCGCGAAUUCAACGAACAGGGAGCAAGGCUGAACGACAUUACCGAGAUACCGUUCGGCACCUUGAUCACAGACCCAGAUGACCUCGAACAGAUGCUACGUCGGGCGCAGUCCGUACUGCUGAAUCCGACCAUACCAACCGACGAGAUCCUCAGCGCGACGCCGGAAGUCCUGAAUAAGGGCCUGUUUAAGGGCUACCCGAAGCAGCGCAAAUUCUCUCGCAAUUCCAUAUGCCUCAAUAUCUCCGGGCCUGAAGUGACCGAUCUUUCCUUUGUGGACUUGCCUGGAUUAAUCCAGAACGAGGAUCACGAGGUGGUUAGCCUUGUGGAAGAUCUAGUGAUGUCGCACAUCAAGAAAGAGAACUGCCUGAUACUAGUGGCUCUCCCGAUGACUGAUGACCUCGAAAAUCAGAAGGCGCUUCGUCUGGCUCGCACGGUCGAUCCUGAGGGUCGUCGGACCAUCGGUGUCCUCACAAAACCGGACGUGCUUGGCAAGGGAGCCACCAAGAUGAGGGAAUCGUAUCUUGACGUCGUGGAGGGACGCUCACAUCCGCUUCGUCUUGGCUACUACAUGACACGUCAGCCAGAUGAUGACGAACGGUCUAGGAAGAUCGCGUUCUCUGAGAUGCGGGAUGCCGAGGCCAAGUUUUUUGCGGAAACUUCUCCAUGGUCGACAUGCAUUCUCAAGGAACGCUUCGGGAUACCCAACCUUGUGGCGGCAUUGAGCGGUCUUCUGAUUCAGCUCAUGAAUGACACGCUACCGAGUCUUCAAGCGGAAAGCCUACGAUGUCUUGAACUGUGUCAGUCUCAGCUCGAACAGCUACCUCCAGCGACGGAAAUAGCACCUACCGCCCAGCUCAUGGAUCUCGUCGUUGGCUUUUGUACGGACAUAAAGCGCAUAGUGAAGGGGGCCCCUGAUACGGUCACGUUGAUACACCAGAACCGCGACGCUUAUCACGCCUUCAGGCAGUCUAUUCUGAACACAGCCCCUCGAUUCCAACCUUAUGUGGCCGGCAAUAUGGGCAUACCCUCGUUCGAAUUUGGAAAGCCGUCAUCGGGCUCCGGCAAGCAGCCAGCUAAUCCGGCGGAAGACUUGAUCGCCGAGAUGAAGGACGUAUAUCUCGACGAUGUUCAUCGCUCCCUCGCCAUGUCUGUCACCCGUGAACUUCCUGGAAAUAUACCGUACGAAGCGAAGGUGAAGUUGAUUCAGGCGUACCAAACCGCUUGGAAGAGGCAUGUGCACUCGUGCUUUGACGCGGUUCGUGCCAACAUGCGCAGCACGCUUGACGAAUUCAUCAAGUCACAUUUCGGUCGGUACUUGCGCCUCGCCAGCCAGAUGAGGUCGCACGCCAAUGAGCUGGCAAAUCAGUGUGCCGAUACUUGUCUCGCUUCCCUCCUGGCUAUCGUAUCCUCCGAAAUGGUUCCGUAUACACUCAACACGGUAGACCUAAAGUCUAAUUCAGAUCACUGGCUGUCUAUAUACCAAGGCGUCCGUUCCGGGAAGCCCGGGCUCGAGUCUUUGUAUGGGUUUCAUUCGCCGUCUAAGAAGGCCCAAACCGGGAGCACCGAAGCAUCGUUCACAUUUGGUGGUCCUAAACCUGUUCACAAUGACGAAACGACUCCUGUUGGAGGUCUAUCCGCCUUCAAGUUUGAUUCUCCACAAUCUCAAGGCAGAUCGGCGGCAUCCACGCCGGGCACCCCAUCAAAGUCAGACUUUGCCCCGAAGCCCAUCAUACCUAUCAACAAACACAGUUCAAAUAUCACUGUGUCGCAGCAACCCCUCGAGAAAGCCCCCGGAGCUGAUGCUCCGAAGCCACUGUCUGAUACCGCUAUCAGCGUACCUGAUCCGUACGAAACCGAACUCAGAACGAUGGCGGAGGUCCGUGGCUAUUUCGACGUAUCCCAUAAGCGCUUCAUCGACAUCAUUACUAUGCUCAUCGACGGCCUCUUCGUGCAAGGUGUUGCCAGUGCAAUGCAACAUCACAUUAUUCGCAAGCUAGAUUUCGGCAGCACUGACACUUCCGCUCGCUUCGCUAGAUAUCUAGCCGAGGAACCCAGCAUUGUGAAUAGGCGGGAGGAACUCAUGAGCCGCCAGCGGCGUCUCCAGGGCGUUUUGGCACAAUUGGACGAUUUCGGUAUUUGA
This is a messenger RNA of Punctularia strigosozonata HHB-11173 SS5, 2424 nucleotides long. RefSeq lists its product as uncharacterized. Gene Ontology annotation, molecular function: GTPase activity; GTP binding; microtubule binding. Gene Ontology annotation, cellular component: microtubule; cytoplasm; membrane. Bases 1 to 2424 code for a protein of 807 amino acids. The record is from RefSeq and is a predicted model, not a curated record. Lineage: Eukaryota; Fungi; Basidiomycota; Agaricomycetes; Corticiales; Punctulariaceae. The transcript is spliced from 11 exons.